Messenger RNA from Nicotiana tabacum (common tobacco), 807 nucleotides. RefSeq lists its product as uncharacterized. Gene Ontology annotation, biological process: root development; shoot system development. NCBI's taxonomy places the organism in Eukaryota, Viridiplantae, Streptophyta, Magnoliopsida, Solanales, Solanaceae. The record is from RefSeq and is a predicted model, not a curated record.
AUGGCUUCACUUUCUUCAAAAUCCAAUCACGUUCGAUCAAUCAGUUUGCCUGGGAGAUCACACCCUACCAUCCAGAGAGUUGAAGAGGAGCUAAACAAGCUCAAAUCAUUGGAAGUAUCUGUUGCACCAACAACAGUGACCAAUGGUCUAAAAGGUUUGGAGAAAUUGUACAAGUGCAUAGAUGAUCUUCUCAACUUGCCUCAAACCCGUCAUGCCCUCUCCCAGAGUCUACAUGCAAAAUGUGUUGAAGAUCUAAUGGAUAAAUCAAUGAGGCUUCUUGAUCUGUGUGGCACUGCAAGGGAACUUGUAUCACAAUGCAAAGAAAAUGUAAGAGAUCUCCAAUCCUCCCUCAGGAGGAGAAAAGGAGAUUCAACCACAGAUGGCAACGUUACCAGAUUUACCGCUUUCAGCAAGAAGAUCAAGAGGGGUGCCAAAAGAUUAGUAUUGACCUUGAAACAAAUGGAUCAAGACACUACAGUAUCUGCUUUGCUAGAUGCAGAUCAAGAUACAAUAGCUGUGAUUAGAGCACUAAAAGAAGCUAAUGCAGAAUGCAUUUCAACUUUCCAAAUGCUCUUGUCCUUCUUGUGUGUACCACUUUUGAAGCCUAAGCCAUCUAAAUGGUCACUGCUUUCAAGAUUGGUAAACAAAGAAAGAAUAGCAUCACUUGUCUUAGAAGAAAACAUGAGCUUAGAAACCAGGCUCGAAAGCUUUGAGACUUAUCUUGUCAGCUUCGAAGAUGGAUUGGAAGCAACAUUUAGAUGCCUGAUUAGAUCUAGAAGCUCGCUACUCAAUGUUUUCUCCUGCUAA